This is a messenger RNA of Ceratosolen solmsi marchali, 1381 nucleotides long. RefSeq names its product NADH dehydrogenase [ubiquinone] complex I, assembly factor 7. Gene Ontology annotation, biological process: mitochondrial respiratory chain complex I assembly. The record is from RefSeq and is a predicted model, not a curated record. Lineage: Eukaryota; Metazoa; Arthropoda; Insecta; Hymenoptera; Agaonidae. Gene Ontology annotation, molecular function: protein-arginine omega-N symmetric methyltransferase activity. Gene Ontology annotation, cellular component: mitochondrion. The transcript has a single exon. The coding region runs from base 20 to 1339 and encodes 439 amino acids.
UUAAUCCCAACAAUUUAUAAUGUUUGGUAUAACAAAUAAAUUGUUUUUUAAAAAACUGUAUUACUCACAAAUACAGCGUUUGAAGAAUCAGCUAUACAUUUCUGCAUCAACAAAUAACAUUUCAGAACAAAAUGUUUUAAGUAAACAUAGUUUAAUUAAUAAUAAAUCAGAACUUUACAAAUAUUUAUAUUUUAAAAUAAAAUUGUCAGGACCUAUUAGUGUAGCUAAUUAUAUGAAACAAGUACUUACUCAUCCAACAAAUGGUUAUUAUAUGAAUAAAGAUGUUUUUGGAGAAAAGGGUGAUUAUAUAACAUCUCCAGAAAUAAGUCAGUUAUUUGGAGAAAUGAUUAGUGUCUGGAUUAUAAAUGAGUAUAAGAAAAUACAUAAUAAGCCAUUCCAAUUAGUUGAGCUUGGACCAGGACGUGGUACUUUAAUAAAAGAUAUUCUCAGAAUUUUUCAUCAAUUUGGCAUGUGCGAUCAAUUGUCUCUGCACUUAAUUGAAGUUAGUCCAUUUUUAUCAGAAAUACAAGAAAAGAAUUUAUGUUUAUCUAAUGUUCAAAAAAAUGAUCCAAGUUCUUUAGGAAAGCAUUAUAAAACAGGAGUAACGGCAGAUAAUGUAAAAGUAUUUUGGUACAAGUCAAUUUUUGAUAUUCCAAAAGGGUUUAGUAUUUUUAUCGCUCAUGAAUUUUUUGAUGUAUUACCAAUACAAAAAUUUCAGAAAACAAAAGAUGGAUGGUUCGAAAUAUUAGUUGAUAUCGACGAAACCGAUAAAAAUAAUGAGAAAUUUAGAUUUAUUUUAUCGAAAACAUUGUCUUGUGAUAGAAUAAGAACCAAAAAUGAACAAAGAGACCAUAUAGAAUUUAGUCUGGAAGCUAUGCUUAUUAUACAAAAUAUUUCUUCUGUUAUAACAGAAAAUGGGGGGUUUGCACUUAUCAUUGAUUAUGGUCAUAACGGCGAUAAAACCGAUACUUUUCGAGCUUUUCGACAACAUCAACAAUGUGAUCCGUUAUUGAAACCAGGCACAGCAGAUUUAACUGCUGAUGUUGAUUUUGCAUUUCUAAAACAAGCAGCAUUAGAAAGCAAUAAAGUAUUGUGUUUUGGGCCUGUAAACCAAAAUGAUUUUUUAAAAGAAUUAUGUAUUGAUAUUCGAUUAUUAAAUCUUUUUAAAAAUUCUUCUAUAGAGCAAAAAAAGCAAUUAGAGCUUGGUUACAAUAAAAUUAUGGAUCCUAAAGGGAUGGGUACUUGCUUUAAAGUUGUUUCAAUGUUUCCGUAUGUUUUGAAAGAUUAUUUUGAAAAAUUUCCAGUCCAUGGAUUUCAAAGUUAUGUAACUAAGAAAUAAGCUACAAAUUUGUACAAAUUUUAUCAUUGUAUUAAAUAUAAU